AUGGACAUGCUGAACUUGAUUAAAAAUUACACGGACAAAUGCCUAGAGCAUUUACCAAAACAAGUGUCAUCGGUGUUCAUAUAUACGGAACAGAAGACUCUAUUCGAUACGGUGUGCAAAAAAGACAGCAAACAGCGCCGGGAUCUGUUCAAAGCGAGCCCCUGUGCUAAUGCCGGCGCCAACGAGUUUGUCAAAUGCCAUCACAAUCUCAUUGACGCUAUGGUGGCGCUCAAGUCGGCCAAAGACGAUAGGCUUAAAAUACCAUACGUGUGCUGCGAAUACUGGAAAGUGCGGGCCUGUAUGGUUCAUUCGGGCAAACGAGUUGAACAGUGCGACAAUAAAAAGGUGGACACAAUACUCAAGUACAUCGACUCGUUGACGGACAACGUGCUAGAUCUAUUAUGUGGCGAUUACCAGGAGGGCACCGAUAAAUGUUAUCGCUUAGGUGACGCACCACGCCAGGCCCUAACCCGACUGACUCGAUCAAAAUCAUUUCUCUUCCCAGUUAUCGAGAUGCUCAAGGAUUUCCCCAAUAUUCAGGGUUAA
This is a messenger RNA of Medioppia subpectinata, 546 nucleotides long. The record is from the annotation of a GenBank genome assembly. Lineage: Eukaryota; Metazoa; Arthropoda; Arachnida; Sarcoptiformes; Oppiidae.